Molecule: messenger RNA, 949 nt
Organism: Capsicum annuum
Lineage: Eukaryota; Viridiplantae; Streptophyta; Magnoliopsida; Solanales; Solanaceae
Product: DNA-3-methyladenine glycosylase
Exons: 5
Coding region: 53-943 (296 amino acids)
Biological process (GO): base-excision repair
Molecular function (GO): DNA-3-methyladenine glycosylase activity
Source: RefSeq, a predicted model, not a curated record
UUUAGAUUUUCCAAAUUUAAGACUAGCUAGCUUAUUAUUUUCUAGUUGAAAGAUGUCUAAGCCAAAUGUAAGAAGAUAUAAUGAAAUAGAGAAACACAAGAGAGAGAAGGAGCCAAUUAGCAAUAAUUAUAAGAGUAACUUGUUUUAUUUAUCCAAACACUUGAAGAAAGUUUACCCAAUAGAGCUAACUCACAAAACUUAUUCACUUCCAUCUUCCCUUUCUCGUCUUUCUUCAUCUCUAUCACAUACUUUAAAUGAUUCUUCUCCAUUGGAUCAGAAAAAAAGUGAAGUUUCAGCCAGCAAUAUGGUUGUUCUACAAGUUAAUCCAUCUCCUAGUGAGAAAGAGCUUAUGAGGUGCAGCUGGUUAACAAGCAGCAGUGAUAAGGCUUAUGUGAAGUUCCAUGAUGAAUGCUGGGGUGUUCCAGUUUAUGAUGACCAUCGAUUGUUCGAGCUACUUUCGUUGGCUGGCUUGUUGAUGGAUUCCAAUUGGACUGAAAUUUUAAAGAGAAGGGAACAAAUAAGAGAAGGCUUUGUUGGAUUCAAUGCAAAGCAAGUGGCUAAAAUGGGGGAGAAAGAAAUUAAUGAAUUGGUCUCAAAUGUGUCUCUUAUGUUACCAGAAAAUAGAGUUAGAUCAAUAGUUGACAACGCCAAAUGCAUAAUUAAGAUUGGGAAGGAAUUUGGAUCUUUCAGUUGCUACAUGUGGAACCAUAUGAAUUAUAAACCAAUAAUUAACAAAUUUAGAAAUGCAAGAAAUGUUCCACUAAGAAGUCCAAAAGCAGAAUCAAUUAGCAAAGAUUUGGUGAAGAGAGGAUUCAGGCAUGUUGGUCCAGUGAUUGUAAAUUCAUUCAUGCAAGCAGCUGGAAUGACUAUUGAUCAUUUGAUUUAUUGCUUUAGACACAAAGAAUGUGUUGAUCUUGCUGAAACACCUUGGAGGCAUUUCUAAAAUAUA